Molecule: messenger RNA, 2244 nt
Organism: Trichoderma citrinoviride
Lineage: Eukaryota; Fungi; Ascomycota; Sordariomycetes; Hypocreales; Hypocreaceae
Product: kinase-like protein
Exons: 2
Coding region: 1-2244 (747 amino acids)
Biological process (GO): protein phosphorylation
Molecular function (GO): protein kinase activity; ATP binding
Source: RefSeq, a predicted model, not a curated record
AUGGGCAGCCGGGGCGACGGAUGGAUCACCGUGGGCCGCCGCUUGGCCCUUGACGAAGAAGCAGAAUCAUGGGCCGAACAAGAGGUGAGGGAGCGAGAGGCCAUGGCGGCGUGGGACGGAGAUGAGCAGUGGCCCAGCGUGCACAAACCGCUCUUCAACGGCCCUGACGCAAAACGAUUCGACUCCCGCCUGACACCCCUCGACUACCUCGGCGGCGGCGCCUUUGGCCGCGUCGACAAGGUCCAGCAUGACUCCGUCUGCCUCGCCCGCAAGCGCAUCAUGCGCCGCCGCGGCCUGACCAUCGAAGACUUGCGACAGGAAGGCCUGACGAUGCGCAAGCUGGACCACCGCCAUGUCGUCAAGCUCGUCGCCGCGUAUAUGCCCAGGCCGCACGAGCUCUGCCUGCUCAUUUGGCCCGCCGCCGUCUGCGAUCUCGACACUCUGCUCGAAAACCUGGACUCAAUACGGACAGGCAAGGGGGACCGCCAAGACAUCCUAGGUCGAUUGGACGCACUCGAGCUCAAUGACCUGAGCGCUAUUGAGCCCGCGACUGUGACGCAGAACAUGGACUCGCUGGCAAAAUGCCCGUUUGAGUUCCUCCGCGGCGUGGUUGGUUGCGUGGCUCGCGCAAUGGCCUACUGCCACCUAAACGGCGUCCGCCAUUUGGACAUCAAGCCGUCAAAUAUCCUGCUCAAGCCCGGUCGCGUAUACCUGGCCGAUUUUGGCAUUUCCAAGGAUGUCAGCGACCAGGAACAGACUACUAUUGACGGUAAUCCCGGGACAGAAAAGUGGCGCGCCCCGGAGCUGUAUAGCGAGAAUGGCUCCAGCAUGCAGCUCUCCGACAUGUACUCCCUGGGGCUGGUAUAUCUCAACAUCGCGACGGUGCUUUACAACGUAAGGCUGUCCGAGUUUGAGGACGCCCUGACCUACCAAGCCGACCUCGCACGCAGCGAGAAACUGGCUAUCCGUGAAGACAAUCUGAGACGUCUUCUUGACAAGCUCACCGCCCACGCCUUGGUGACGCCACAAUUCAUGUUUACCUACGAGGGCCAAGAAACAGUAAGGCCUCGGCCGCUGGUGAAUCUCAUUGCCAAGAUGAUAUCCUCCAACCCCCGUGCCCGGCUACCAGCCGACAAGGUUGACGAGAAGCUAUCCAUGAUCGGAGGCAUUCACCAAAUAUAUCACGGCGAGUGCUGUAAACGCCCGGUUUCCUGGGUCGAGGACAAGUGGGACAAGAAGUUUGUCGCUCUGAUGAGCCUCAAGGCGGAAAACGACGACCUGAAAAGAAAGAUUGCCGAGCUGCACGGCAGAGACGAGACAUAUGAGAAGCGGCUGGAGAACGAGCGGAAGGCGCAUGAACAUGACAUUGCCAAACUACAAGCUCUGCUGAAGAGUGCAGAAGAAAAGUGCCACAUGCUAGAGAAGGCACAGGCACAGGGAAGACACAAAAGAGAUCAUAACCACAAGCACCACCAAGCCAGCCAGGGAUCGAAACCGCGUGCUCCCCCUUCGCCAGCUUCAAAAAGCGUCGGUCUCGGCUUGACAAAGGCUCAUUCGACACCGUCAGCUGUUCCACAACGGCCGCCGCUCCGGCAUUCAUACCAGUCAUCCCCUCGAGCAGCUUCGAACAACUUCCAGUCUCCCACCCCGCCAUCUCGAUCCACCGAAUCGCUGUCUAGAUUUAGCAACAGCGCAACGGUCAAGGCGGCUCAGCCAGUGUCUCCCGGCUUACCGAAUCGGACCCCGAGCAACACAAGCCUGUCGGGAUACAUGCUGCGAUCCAGGGGAUCAGGGUCCAGACUGCCCCUUCCCGUAACCCCCGGCAGUCGAUCAGGCACUCCGAACCUCAACCAGGAGCAGAGCCUGACAGACAGCAGCAUGUCAUCGUCCAUCUUCUCCAGACAGAGCAUUGACACCAUGCCAACGCCAACUCACAACAGUCCGUCCACGAGCAGGAUAUUGACCGUCGACGAUAAGCCAGAGACUCACUGGGGAGAUCUUCCCAGCAGAGAGCGAAGGCCCUCCACGCCGCCGCCGCCUCCAAGCCCCAGCGUGUCGCUGUCUCCGUCGAUCAUGUCAUCGCCUACUCCAUCAAGGUGUGGUCUUGCUGACGGAGACAGUGGCGAUCCGAAUGUAACAGUGAGACCGCGGAAGAUUCCCUCGUUGCAGCCAAUGAAGAGUUGGGCUGAGGUGGCCAGGAAGGAACUGAGCAAGAUGGAUAUUAGGCAGCUCAACCGGAAAUGA